AAUUAAGAGCCGGAGCCACCCACCAAACUGAAUCUAUGGAUGGAGCAUUUGGAAAGGCCCCAGCCCACCGGUGAGGACACUGGCCUGCGUGUGUCAAUUGCUGGAGAAUCUGCUGGGGAUCAAUUCCUUUUGCCACUGUUACAGUGUGGGCUGCAGGGGCAUACAGCAUCAGGCACUGUCUAUCUAGAGUCGCUUAUCUCCUUUCCUGUAUCUUGCUGUGUCAGUUCCUGGGCUGCUCAGUGAUUCGGGCUCCCGGGCACGGCUGCAAUGCACAAGACCGAUCAUCCCAGCAAGGUGUAACUGGGAAGGGCCUAGGAAAGGACCUCUUAGGCAGCAUCUCCCCAGAGGCAUCCCGGUUCCCUGUCACUGUCUCCCAAGGGAAGGUCUGGGCGCCCCAUGGCGUGGGGGUGUCAGAGUCGGGCUGAACCUGUGUGCGAGCGACUGGGUGGCAGAAGGCCCCACGAGGGGGAAGGGCAGGGGAGAUCAGGGCGGGGCAGCGGGGGGGUUAUCUCAUCCUGUGCCUGCCACAGGGUAGAUCAGCUGAUGAAAAGGAGGCUUCGAAGCUGCGGGCGCUGGGUUUAGCCUCCCAGAGCCCUCACUGCUCAGUGGAGUGAUGCCAGAAUCCCCCCGGCACCCAGACCUGGCCGGCCCGACUGUCCCAGUCUCUGACCGAUCACUCCACGGACACUGACUGCUCCCUGUUCUGUAGCCCACCAGGAUGGCAGGAGCUCCCCGUCCCUUCCUUCUUUUCCUCCUGCUGGUUUCCCAGCCCAGGGACACAAGUCCUGCUCAAUCAGUUUGUCUCCCCAAACUGAUGAACGGUAUUCUGGGAGAAUCAGUCGUCCUCCCGCUUGAUUCCGGGGAGACGUUCAAGAGCAUCACCUGGUCCGCACCCAGCCCGCACCAGGACGCACCCUCAGGCAGAAGGGUGCCUCUUGCUGUUGUCACACCGGGGGGCCCCGGAGCCCUGCCCCGUCUCACUGUGGAGGACGAGAGAUACAGAGGGCGAGUGAGACUCCACGGCCGGAGCUAUUCGCUGGAGAUCAGCAACCUGACGAUGGCAGAUGAGGGUGAAUAUGGAGUAGCGGAAAACACAGUCGCACACAAUAUGUACUACUGUGACUAUCCAUUGCUCAUCUACAAGCGACUGUCGGAGCCGGAGAUCAGGGUCCAUCCUGUGAUGAUUGGGAACGGCACUUGCAACGUGACCUUCACCUGCAGCGCCGGGGAGAGAGCCAGGCACCUCAAUUACACCUGGACACGUCCCGCAGGAGGCGCCGUUCUCGCCACCAAGGAAUCCCUGCUGCUCCAGCACAGACUGGGGGACGAGGACUCGCCCAUCACCUGCACGGCCACAAACCCCGUCAGUAACAGCUCGGCCAGCGCCUCCCCCAAGGUGGCCUGUGAAGGUCCCGUUCUGCCCCAGACCCCAGCGCUGUCCUACUGCCGCACCAAGGGGAUCCUUGUGCUGGGGGUGCUGGGAGCCCUGCUGGCCGGGAUCCUCAUGGUGCACGUCCUCCCCACGAGGGAGCAGAGACGGCCGUGAGAGGAGAGGAGCUUCCACUGUGGCUGUUCAUCCCCCUGCCUCCGGGCUGGAGUUUCCCACGCGAGCCAGCUAAUGAAUGAGAAUGCCCCAUCGCCCACUGCAAAAGCCUCAAUUUCCCUUCCCCUCAGGAAACAGGAGCACAGCGACGCUAUUGCGCUAGACUCGGCCAAACGUGUAGCAAUCCCGGAUCCUCCGCCUGACUGUUCUGGGGCACAGGGCAGGGGCAUCUCCAGGAUCGGAGUCUCUCUCUGGCCCAGCGACCAUGGAGUUAUGUAUAGAAAGUGGAACAGCUGGGAUAGGAGUGACUGAGAGACACCCUCCCAAACAGCCUGGUGCACAGGGCCUUCCACGGGGACGUGGGAGAUCUGGGUUCACGUCCUGCUCUGAAUCAGGCAGCACUGGGAUUUGACCCCAUGUCUUCCACAUCCCAGCUGAGUGCCCUGACCUCUAGGUGAUGGGGACUAGGGACUCCUGCUCUCACUUUGGUUUUAUCUGAGAAAUGGCUGAGCUGGCUCAGGUCCCCAUCUCCAGGCGAGGGUUCGUGGCUGAGGGUCCCGGCUGGAGAGAGGCACCUAGUGCCAGCCGUCCCUGUGGGGUGGAAGGCCCAGAUCAAUAGGAGCUGUGAAUCUGGGCCCUAAACCCCACCCCUUUCCUCUGCAUUUCACUCCUGGCCUGCUCAGCGAGCAGGCCUCUGAAAAUCCCUUCCUUGGGUGCCGAGCUCUGCCCAUGUGUAGGACUGCUGAAUUUCUAUUUGCAGAAAAUAGAACACCCUUGCCCCGCCCCUUCCCUGAGGCCCCACCCCCACUCCCUCCAUCCCCCCUCCCUCUGUUGCUCGCUCUCCCCCACCCUCGCUCACUCACUCAUUUUCACCAGGCUGGAGCAAGGAGUUGGGGUGUGAGAGCGGGUGCGGGCUCUGGGGUGGGGCUGGAGAUGAGGGGUUUGGGGUGGAGGAGGGGCCUCCAGGCUGGGGGUUGAGGCCGAGGGGUUCAGAGUGUGGGAGGGGGCUCCAGGCUGGGGCAGGGGGUUGGGGUGUGGGAGGGGUACAGGCUGUGGGCUGGGGAGUGCAGGCUCCGGAGUAGAGCCAGAUAUGAGGGGUUCAGGGUGUGGAAGGGGGCUCGGGCUGGGGCAGGGGGUUGGGGUGCAGGAGGGGGUGAGGACUCCAGCUGGGGAUGCGGGCUCUGGAGUGGCGCCGGGGAUGAGGGGUUUGGGGUGCAGGAGGGGGCUCCAGGCUGGGGCCAAGGGGUUCAUAGUGUGGGAGAGGGGUCUGGGUUGGGGCAGGGGGUUGGGGUGCAGAAGGGAGUGCGGGCUCCAGGAGGGAAUUUGGGUGCAGGAGGGGGCUCAGGGCUGGGGCAGGGGGUUGGGGAGUGGGAGGGAGUGCAGGGUGCAGUCUCAGGGAAGGAGUGUGGCUGCAGGAGGGGGCUCAGGGCUGGGGCAGGGAGUUGGGGCAUGGGAGGGAGUGCAGGGUGCAGUCUCAGGGAAGGAGUGUGGCUGCAGGAGGGGGCUCAGGGCUGGGGCAGGGGGUUGGGGGGCAGGAGGGGGUGCAGGCUCUUGGAGGGAGUUUGGGUGUGGGAGGGGGUUCCAAGCUGGAAAAAGGGGUUGGGACUUGGGAGGGGGUUUGGGGUGCAGGCUCCAGUUGGUGCUUACCUCAGGCAGCUCCAGGGAAGCUGCCAGCAUCUCUCUCCGGCUCCUAGGCGGAGGCGCUACCAGGUGGGUCUGCGUGUUGCCCCCAUCCACAGGUACCGCUCCCGCAGCUCCCAUUGGUUCCUGGUGGAGCUGGUGGUCUGGGCAGGGGUGGCGUGCGGAGCCCCCAUGGCCGCCCCUACGCCUAGGAGCCAGAGGGAGAUGCUGGCAGCUUCCCGGGAGCCGCGCGGAGCCGGGCAGGGUAGGGAGCCUGGUCUGCUGCACUGCCGGCUGGACUUUUAAAGGCCUGUGUGAAUCUGGCCCACUGUGACUUGCAAAGCAAAGUGAAACUGGAGGGCAGGGCAGGUUUUUGUGCUGCUUGGACCCAGCCUCUCUAAGCGCUAAUGAACUCUUCAGUCAGCUUUCACUGCCUGCAGGCGCUGGGCGGGCACUGGGCUUUUAAAUCCUGGCUCAGGGAGUGUUUGCACUCAGGGGCCGGCUGCCCUGCUGUUCUGCACAAUGCUGAACUAGCUCUUUCACAUGGUCUUGUCUGGAUUUGCUGCUCAAGGUUUUCUCAUUAAAGCGCUUCUGGGAACCAGAAUUAAUGACUGAC
Caretta caretta (loggerhead turtle) is the source of this 3779-nucleotide messenger RNA. RefSeq names its product SLAM family member 9. Gene Ontology annotation, biological process: T cell activation. NCBI's taxonomy places the organism in Eukaryota, Metazoa, Chordata, Testudines, Cheloniidae. Gene Ontology annotation, cellular component: membrane; external side of plasma membrane. The record is from RefSeq and is a predicted model, not a curated record.